AACCUGUGCCUAAAUUGUGAGAAAACUUACAGUUUGACAGUCCCGCGGGCUGUGCAAGUGCGGGAUCACACUUAUUUGACUGCCGCCGCCCAAGGCCAUGGUGCACGUCAACCCGGUGCAGGUGAUCGUCGACCCCAUCACCGUGCUGUGGCUGAACGCCUUCGCGUGCAACCUGACCAAGUCGCUGUCGACGGCCGGCUCGGCGCCGGCGCCGUACAUCGACCUGCGCCUGGAGGCCAUCAUGCCGCGCCUGGUGCUGGAGACGACGCACGACUACCCGCUGCAGCGCGACCGACCGAGCACGCUCCAGCUGCAGACGACCCGCCUGCUCGUCUGCAACUACCGCUCGCCCGACCCUACUGCGCCCGGGUCGCUGGCCGGCCUGACCAAGUGCCUAGAGCGGCUGCAGGCCGGCGAGAUGGCGUUCGGCUCCGACUUCCCGGCCCGCGACGGUGAUCUGCAGAUGGUGCCCGACCGGCUGGUGCAGCACACACUCGGUAAGGACCACGUGCAGCCGGCGCCGGCGGACGUGGUCGCCUCGGUGCCGGACUUCCGACGGGACCUGCCCGGCCGCCUGCUCUGGGAGGAGCCGCGCGACGUCGUCUUCAUCCACAUGGACCCAUUCUGGGGCGACUUUUUCGGCACGUCGGCCGUGCGCCACCGGCCGGUGCCGUUCAUCGACGCCAUUCCCGUCUCCAUGUGGGUGUACCAGAACCGCAACAAGGUGGCCAGCGUCAGCGACGGCCGUGUCAGCGAUCUCACCAUGGUGCUGCACGUGCCGAGCCUGAUCAGCCUGCAGCUGAACCACUUCCAGUACCUGUUCCUGCUGCGCCAGCUGGAGCGGCUGUCGGAGAUGUCGGCGCUGCUGACGCUGGACGCCGAGCGGCUGCUGGGCGCGGCCGGCGCCGGCAGCCAGUGUGUCAGCGCCGCGUUGCCCCAGCUCGACAUCAGCCUGCUCAUGCCCUGCCUGCUCUCCAGCAAGGACUCGUCCGGCGGCGACCUGUCCGUCUUUCCCGACUCGUCCAGCGUCACCAGCUUCCAGGAGGCGGGCCUGCUGCCGACGCGCGUCGACUCGCUCUCGGAGCCGCUGGCCGAGCUGGGCGCCGGUCUGAGCCAGGUGAAGCGCGGCCUCAAUAGUUUCCUGUCGUCGUUGGACUCGGCGCUCAAGAGCCCCGACGACCAGAGCGACACCAUGUCGGUCAUGUCGGACAUGUCGUCCGACUCGGACAGCUACGUGCUGCUCAACCUCGAGCUCGACAAGUCGGAGUCCGUGGACCCGCUGUUCGUGGUAGAGGGGGCGCUGAAGCGGGUGCCGUCGGUGGAGAUCGCCAGCGAGGUGACUGAGGACACACACAGCGAGGUGUCGCUCUCCUCUGCCAUGCGGAAGCGGGACGUGAUCUCAGCUCUGACGCUGCGGCUGGGCCGCGUGGAGCUGGUGCACCAGGGAGCCGGCUUGAGCUCCUCCCUGAAGCUGAACAUGCGCCACUUCGCGGCCGAACAGUGCGCCGCCAUCGGCUGGGACGAGUUCCAAGCCAAGUUCCAGCUGCGCACCAAGGGCUGGCAGGGCCUGGAUGUGUCCAGUCCGCCCUGCAGCGUCCGGCUGCGCAUGGACAGCACGUUCGUCCCCGUGGCCAACCAGCGGCAGCACAGGAUCAACAUCCGAGAGCAGGUGAGCAGCGAGCUGGAGGUGCGUGCCAGCGAGCUGGAGCUGGCUCUGCUGAUGAGCACCGUCACCAACCUGACCGACUUCAUCGAAGACGAGAUCCUGCCCGUGCCACUGCCGAUGGAGCUGUACCUGGAACAUAUCAAGCUUCGUCUCACAGAAGACCGGCCGCCCAACAACAUCACGAGCCCGGGCGUGGUGCCGCUCGACCUGCGCCUGCCGGCCGUGCACGUCACGAGGGACGGCGCCGGUGUGUUCACCGUCCAGCAGCCGACGCCAGGUGGCGCUGGCGCCGGCACCGGUCCCUCCGGCUCCCGCUCGCUGGUGGACGUCGCCAGCUCGUUCAACAACCCUGCGUCAGGCUCGGAGGGCGAGCUGGGCCGGCUGCGGCGGCGCUGCCAGCUGCUGGAGGACCAGCUGGAGCAGCGGCGCGGUUCCGAGCAGCGGCUGAGCCAGCUGACCGCGCUGGAGGCCAGGUGUCGGGAGGCAGAAGACGAGGUGCUGGGCCUCCGUGAGGAGAAGGAGGUGCUGAUGAAGACGCUGAGCUACCUCAAGCAGGAGUUCCUGCGGCUGGACACGGCGCACAGCCGACGAACCGACGCCAAGUAGCGCCGACUGUCCGCCCGGCCGCCGCCCCCGGCGACCCCCACAGGGGCGCGGGCCGCGCCUGCCCGGCCCGCGUCCGGCCAGUCAUCUCAUCGCCUGCCGUCUCCGCAGCCGCCCGCUGUCGGGCUAGUGUUCAACGCUGCGGAGGCGGCCCCUGUUUUUGUAGCGCGUUUGCCCUUGUGAUAUGUUGGCCCGCCCUCUGUCGGGCGCGGCCCGUCGUCACGCGAGUCUGUUCGGCGGCCAGUCGGCGAACCUCGCGCUGCGUUACGUCGGUGCAAUAUGCUUUUAUCAAUACUUGAUCACGCUACGUUCAACUUCCGUCUUCCACGGGCGCGCUCUACGCGGGACUGGGUUCGGCGGCGGCGCUGGACGCAGCCGGCCGCCGUUCGGCUCCCCUUCUGUGAUAUAUUGUUGCGUUUGUUGGCGCCGUUGCCUGUCCGCGGAGCCGGCGGCUGCCCGGCCGCGGGCGCACCGCCGUGCUGGGGCGACACUCCGAGGGCGGCCGUCUGUCGACAGCUGCCGGGCGGCCGCUGUGGUCUCACGCCGCCGCCGGCAGCCGCUGUGGUCUCACGUCGCCGCCGGCCCUCGCCGGCCCCACCGCACCUAUGCAACGUGGAUUGUUGUCGCACCUGCACUGGUCCGCUACCGUACGCUGUUUAACGCUUGAUAUUUGUACACUGUGCCUGCAUUCAUAUCACAGUGUUGGUUCGUAGUGUGUCGCGUAUUUAUCCAUUAUCGAAUAAAGUGUGUUUA
Molecule: messenger RNA, 3022 nt
Organism: Pollicipes pollicipes
Lineage: Eukaryota; Metazoa; Arthropoda; Thecostraca; Pollicipedomorpha; Pollicipedidae
Exons: 12
Coding region: 98-2272 (724 amino acids)
Source: RefSeq, a predicted model, not a curated record